Messenger RNA from Oncorhynchus nerka (sockeye salmon), 2212 nucleotides. RefSeq lists its product as uncharacterized. NCBI's taxonomy places the organism in Eukaryota, Metazoa, Chordata, Actinopteri, Salmoniformes, Salmonidae. Gene Ontology annotation, cellular component: central element. Bases 428 to 1807 code for a protein of 459 amino acids. Gene Ontology annotation, biological process: oogenesis; spermatogenesis; homologous chromosome pairing at meiosis. The transcript has 14 exons. The record is from RefSeq and is a predicted model, not a curated record.
UACCUAUAAGAGAAAAAGGACAACCAUUCGAUUAAUGAAUAGGUUCCGGUUGCAGGUUCCGGUGGUAGAUGGCGGCAAAGCGCUGCGCUGGAGUUGAAGACGGACAGCCGCGCGCGCGUGGUCGCCUUAACAACGCAGUCGAGGCAGAUGGUAACUGACGUAACGCUUAGUUCGUUAGCGCGUCAAGUCAGUCAGUCAGUCAGCUAUAGCCAAUAUUUAAAAUACAUAUAUAUUUUUUUUUAAUGAUGUGUAGCCUAAACGUUUGUGUUGAAAGUGAGCUGUAGUUUCGUUUUUUGCCUGCCAAAAACGUUUUAAUUCUUUGUUUUGCUGCUGCACCUUGCUUAAUAAAGGUGUAUGUAAUGCUAGCUAGCUAACAGCUUGCUAACUGUUAACCGUUUGACCGUCCCUGUUUGUGAGACCUAUUGAAAUGGAUGACCAUGAUUCCCUGGGCAGUAUGGACAGCUUACUUCUCCAGCUAGCUCUGCAAACCAGGGACAUCGCUCAGAAGAGGGAUCAGAUCAAUCAACAGAUUCAAAUCGGCAAAGCCAAUGUUGCUGAGAAGAAAUCCUACAUCAUAGGGAUCCAGAAAAACAUCAGGAAGCUUGAGGAGGAAUCUCAUCAUAAGCAGAACAUUGUGAAGCAUCUCAAAGGCAAUACGAAAAAUCUAAAGGGAACUAACGGCCUCCUGCUGCAGUAUGAGAAGACGCUGCAGGCUGAAUUGGAGAGGAGACGAGACAACUGUAAUCAAGACAUGAAAGUGUACCAGGAGAGAAUAGAGCGCUACAGGAAGGUUUUCCAGCAGCACAAAGAGAGUUACUGCCAGAACCCUCUGGCCAAGCAGCUGCUGAUGAUUCAGUCAGGAAAAGAAGAGCUGGAAAGCAGGAUUAAAGUUUGUGAGGACCAGAUAACAGCCAAAGAGAAGGCUCUGCAGGAUCUACUAGGUCAAACAUUGUCCAUCGAAAACCCAUUGGAAAGCAUCUCUGGUCUAUUGACGGCAGCAGAGUCUCACAGACAGUCAUCGGCUCAGACUGAGGAUGACCAUCAGUCUCCACUAGACAUCUCCUCCCUCCAUGUUUCCCAGGAUGGCCAUGAGAAACACGGAGAGGGAAUUGAAGAGCAUCUAGAGAAGACCGUUGCUCACCCUCCAUCACAAGGAGACACACACUGUGACCUGUGGUCAUACCCAGAGGCAAUGGAUGGAAUACACGCUUCAGACCAGGAGGAGGGAAGUUUACUAGAGGAACAGAAGGAGUGUCUGAACACCUCCAGUACGGUGGGGAUGGAGGAGGUGAAGGAGAGGGGGACUGAGGGAGGAGACGAACAGCCUACACCCCUCAUUACUGAGGCGGAGGAGAAUGAAGGGAUGGGAGCAGCAUUCUCUCCUCAGACUCCUGCUAGAAUGAAAGCUGUGUCCAGUACCCCAACCUUCUCCCUGAACAGUAGCCACAGUGGGUCACCUAGUCAGCUAGACGGAUCCACAGUGAAAUCCCCAGGCUUCCUGUUCUCCAUGAGCUCAGCUCCUAGCCCCACCACCCCCGACUUCUCUGGCUUCCACUGUGGCUUUGAACUGGGCUCAGGCCAGGAGGAAGAGCCUCCUUUCCCCUUCAGCAGCUCAUAUUUCAGCAGUGAAAAGAAACCGUCAGGAUCCAGAUCGCCAUCAGGCUUCCUGUUUGCCCGGCCAGAGUCGGAGAAGUCAGAAGAUGGAUUUGAGUUCCCCUUCAGCUCUAAGAGUCCUGGUCAACCGUCAACCAGCAGAGAGAAAGGAUCAGGGGCUGGGGACUCCUUCCCUUUCUCCUUUAACUUCUAGCACAUCUUACUGUAAAACUUAAUGUAUGCUUCAAAUGGCACCCUAUUCCCUAUAUAGUGCAGUACUUUUGCCCAGGGCCAUGUAGUGUUCUAGGGCAAUAGGGCGCCAUUUGGAUGCAUCCUGAGAUUCUUCCACUUUACUGUACAUGAGUUCCAUUUCAUGUUUGGUUAUUUCUAGAAAUAUGCAGAGGACUUCAACACAACUCUUGGUUGUUGUUAUGCACUGUAGAUCUGUUUUAGCGGUUGUUAAUAUUUACUCUAGUAAAUAGUUUAAUCAAUUACUACCUUAUAAGAUAAAGUACCAUCUAGACUUAAACUUCGCUGUUUGUUCAUAAAUCAUUUAUAAUUAUUUAAAACUUAAUUGAAUUGAUAUUUAACUAAAUAAAAUCAGAUAAGUUGUGUUAAA